Messenger RNA from Schistocerca nitens (vagrant locust), 4264 nucleotides. RefSeq lists its product as uncharacterized. Gene Ontology annotation, cellular component: cytoplasmic ribonucleoprotein granule; nucleus. NCBI's taxonomy places the organism in Eukaryota, Metazoa, Arthropoda, Insecta, Orthoptera, Acrididae. Bases 259 to 2283 code for a protein of 674 amino acids. The transcript has 6 exons. The record is from RefSeq and is a predicted model, not a curated record. Gene Ontology annotation, molecular function: mRNA binding; RNA endonuclease activity.
GUACAGUGACGUCACGUAUUUUGUAAGAAUUGUGCUGUGUAUGGCAGUAAAUGAUAAAUUUGAAUUACAUGUUUGUAAUAAAAAAAUGAAUGUUUUCUGGUGAAAAAUGUCAAUGGAUACUUGGCCAGAAAUUCGUUCUUACCUUCUUAAUUCACAUUGACAACUAAGCAGCAAUCAGCUUUGACAGGCACAGCUCCUGUUUGUACACGAAGUUAUUGGGAGACUUUAUUUUAGUUAGGGACAAAUUUGAUGUAGGUUAUGAUGCUUCGAAACAAAAAGGUGUUAGCAAAUAUUUCUGGAGUUGCUGUUAAGAGGAAGAUGGCUAGAAACAGGAGCGUAUUAAAACAGUCACAAUCAGAAGGCCACCUUGAAGCAAAAAGCACGAGGAAACAUGAUUCAGUCUUACAUCAUUGCACUGAUUUGCGCAAGUCUUUGUCCAGCUGUGACUAUAUUUCUGGUGCUGAGCAGUCAUCAUCUAUUGCAGAACAUUCUUCGAUGAGUCUGACGAAAAAUACUCCAUCUGCUGAAGUGGGGAAGUGUAGUAGCGCUUUGGUAGGUAGUAACACCACUUCAUCACAAGUGUUGCCUAAAUCUAAUAAGACAGCAGAUUUACAGUCGUCAACUGUCUCAGAAGAUUCAGUACGAAGCCUUGACAUGGAGGAUUCCAUUGUUGAAGUAAUUCCCAUAGAGAUUUCUGAUGUCAGUAUAUUGGAAACAAAAUCACACAAGCCGUCUUCCAGUGGUAACAAACCAAUAGAUGCGGAUACAUCGGAUGUUAUAAUCAUCCCAGAUUCUCCAGGACAAGGGACUGCAGGGAACAAGGCUUCGAAGACUACUUCAAAUGAAGUUUUACAUGUGCGGCGAGGCAGGAAAAGAAAAAACAGUGAUGAUAGUGGGAUUGAAAUCUUGUGCGAUAUUUCAGGAAGUAGACCUAAGAAGCAGCAGAAAAUUAAUGUUGCCAGUAAAGGGAGCAGUGGGGAUGGAGAUGACAUUAUCUUCAUUAGUGCAGAAGAUGAUGAAGUGUCAGUCAUCAAAACAAAGGAGGAGCACAAAACACCUCAAGAGGAUGUAAUAAUUUUAGAUUCACCUCCUGCACAAACUCCUGUGCAGAAUUCAGACAAAACACCUAAGAAAAUGGUUUCAGCAUCUACAAGUGUAACUGGUUUAAUUCCCCAUUAUACGCAACAUUUAAUAGAUUAUAUUUCUCUUGAUGGAAGACCACCUGUAAAUAUUUCUGACUCAUCUAUUGGGACACCUGUGUUGCCUUUUUCACUAAGAGAUGCAUUCAGAAAUGAGGAGGAGAUGGUGCAAAGACGGAUUCCUGUUUUGAGACGGGCACAGGGUACCAGAGCUUCCAUUCGGCGGCAAAGGGAAAGAGCUGCGUUUCAUAACCGUUUAGUACAUGCUCGCAGUCAAGCAGGCCGAUCAAACUGUAUACCUGUGUCUACUUGCACUUACUUUCCCCCUCACCCUUCAAAUGCACUGAUUGGAAAUCAGACUUCAACUAUCGGAAAUGCAGCCGAAAAUUCAACUGCACAAAACUGGACAACCCAAAAUGUAGCACCUGAAAACUCUGUACAACAAAACUGGACAACCCAAAAUGUAGCACCUGAAAACUCUGUACAACAAAACUCGACAACCCAAAAUGUAGCACCUGAAAACCCUGUACAACAAAACUCGACAACCCAAAAUGUAGCACCUGAAAACCCUGUACAAUCAGCUCCAGAAGUUUCACAAUCGCCAGCCUGUGUUUAUGGAACCAACAUUUACAACCCAAAUGCGAGUAACAAAGAGAAGGAUGGGUUGCGACCAGUCAUCAUUGAUGGAAACAAUAUAGCAAUGGGGCAUGGAAAAGGAAAAUGUUUCUCAUGGCGAGGACUGCACAUUUGUAUCAAGUACUUUUUGAAGCGUGGUCAUAAAGUGACAGCAUUUGUGCCAACAUUCCGGAGGGGUGCUUGCCCACCUGACCUUCGUUUUGAACUGGAGGAGUAUGAGAGGAGUGGGCAGGUUGUAUUCACACCAAGCAGAAGAAUAGAAGGGCGACUCAUUGUGCCAUAUGAUGACAGGUUCAUUGUGCAGUGUGCAGCAGAACUUGGUGGAGUUAUAGUCUCCACAGACAACUUCCGUGAUCUUCUAAGUGAAAAUACCACCUGGAAGGAAACAAUUGAAAAGAGGUUGCUGAUGUUCACAUGGGUUGGAGACUUGUUGAUGUUCCCUCAUGAUCCGCUAGGGAGGAAUGGUCCAAAAUUUGAAGAGUUCCUUCGCUUUCCCAAGAAGUUAUAAGACAAUGCUGAAAUUGUCACCAGUGUCAAUUCAGUACAAACUGCUGCUGUGUUAGAGACCAAAAAAGUGUUGUUAAUGUAUUUUGAUAUUUUGGUGUAAAGGAAGUAAUCAAUUUUUACAAAAUAACAUAUCCCAUUUCUCAAAAAUCUGUUGUCAAGUUUGUGCUCAGGUAUUUAUUGUUAAAGUAUGUAUACAGCUGUAUCUUGUUAUUCUUUUAUUACAUAAUAUUGUAUCAUAUUAUAUUUAUUGUGUACAGUUGGAUUAUUCAAUUUCAGUUUUAUAAAAUUAUUUUCCAGUAUAUAAAAGCUGCAUUUGAAAACAAUUUGGGUUGUGAAUCUUAAAGUGAUAAUCACUUUGCUUUUUUGUGUAUUAUAUGAAAUCAAGAUAUAUUCUUGCCAGUUGCUGUUUUUUCCUCUUACAGUAAAAAUAAAAAAAAAAUUAAAUUAAAAAAAAGUUUUCUAAGGACACUUGUCAGAGUUGCAUGAAGUGCACCAACAAUUUCUUUAGUUUCAUAUGACAGUACUCGAGAAGUGUAACCAUUUUGUGUAGGCUUUCGGGUUGUUGUUUGUAAAUGAAAUGUUUUAUUUGACUAUAACUGUUGGCUAAGAUAUUUCACAUUUCAUUCGUUCAUUUCUCAUAAAUAGUUGCCAUUUUCUACAUGUUGGUAAAGUUGUACAGGCUGUAUGGCAAGAUAACAAAUUUGCAGAGGGCAUAAUAAAUUUUCUUUUGUUCAGUUUUAGUUAACCAAUAUUAUGGUUGGUUGAACAAUUUCCUUGAUUUCAGUUUGAUGGUUUGGUGCAAGUAUUUGUUACAUUGUACAUAUUCCAAAAUGCUUUCAGUGUGUUUUUAUGAAAGGAAUAUUGUAAAUAUCCUUAUUACAAGUGUGUGUGAAUGUGAAAUAAUUUGAUGCAUGUUCUGCUUUGUGCUGCUGCAUCUGUUAAUACUUUAAGGUACAUAAAACACCACUUUAGCUGCUGUUUCCACUGCUGGUUAUGUUAAUGUGACCUGUAUUAUAAUGUAAAAAUGAUGUAUGUUAGUAAAUGCAGCUAUCAUUAAAAGAACAUUUGGAAACUUUUCUGUACAGUAUUCCCAAGACCUAAAUGCGUACGAGUAUUGAAUGUAAAGAAGUCUCGGAAGUUCUUCUGUUAUGACAGUAGCCACUUUUACUAAUGUAAGUCUCUCUUGCAUUAUAAUACAGGUCACAUGAGUAUGUUCAGUCAACAUAACUGGUAGUGGAAACAGCAACUGAGAUGGUAUUUUUUGUAUACCUUAAAGCAUGUGUGUCAUGUAGGCUUGGUAUGAAAAAUAAUUAGUGAUACUGUUUGAUGUCUAUAUUAUCUCAAGUGUUGCUUUUGUUUAUAGGUAACUGUAGCAAUUUGUAGUAAAACUAAAGUUAGUAAAACCAAUAAAGCAGACAGGUGGAAAAAUGUCGUCCAAAUGUCAGAAAGGAAAGAACCAAAGAAAUUCUUACCAGUAUUGAGACUUGCUGGUAGUGGACUCACUGCUAGCAACGAAAUUACUUUAUAUUAAAUCUGAUACAAAUGAAGGUUUUGUAUAAGCAAGCUGAAAUAGUAUAACUGAAUGGGAACGUCCGUACUUAAGUUAGUUGUAGAAACUUGUUGUUCAUAAAUAGUUGGGUCGUAAAUAAGAUAUAUGAGCAGGAUUACAGUUGAGCAUAUUUAAGAGAAAUGUACUUGAAGAGACUAUUUCAGUACAUAAAGAUUAUCAUUUUAAUUAUAAAUAUAUUUUUGUAAAAUAUUCAUCUCAAAUUUUUCACACAAGGCAUGUAAUUAAUGAUGUUUUACUGUGGACUAAAUCACACACACUCUUCUGUAAAUAUUUGAUUAAUACCAUUCAUUUUCCACGAAAAGGGAAAUAAUUUAUAUAAUUUGAUGUUACCAAAAUAUUUGUUGUUCAGUCUUUGACAAAUUUGUGUUUUUUUAUAUAUAACAGUCCACUAUAAUAAAUAAUAUUUAAUAAA